GACGUGUGAAUAGAAGCUCCCAAUAUGUACGUACGUAUCAGAGAUAUGUAGAGAGAGUUUUGUGGAUCUCAUCCAGUUCGUAUACAAAACCUCAGACAAUCGUCGAUUUCAACCUCGGAAACCCUAGAUAUCAAUCACAAUGAACGCCCAAACCCAACAAUUCCAGAUCUUCAUUGAAUCCCCAGAACUCCAAAUCCCAACUCGUGCCCUAAUCCUAGACCCCAAUCUCACUCUACGCAACCUCAAAAUAUCUCUCUUCCCCAAAUCCCAAAAAGCCCUAGACUCUCUCUUCUUCUCCUUCAAUGGCCAACCCCUCUCCGAUUCAAUCACCCUCCAAAAUUCCCCAAUUACCCCCCUCUCCACCCUCAUCCUCCGCCUCCGCCUCCGUGGCGGCGGUGGCGAUGGCGGCGCCACCGGCGCCGAGUCCCGGGACUGUUAUCUCAACAUGUACGCUGUGAAAAAGCCCGAUAAAGUCGAUCCGAACGAGCAAAGAUUGUCGAAAUGGUUGAAUUGCGCUCUCUCGAACGAGCCUUUGAAGCAUCCAGUGGUUGUUGAUUUGCUUGGGAAUUUGUUCAAUAAGGUGACUCUUGUGGAGGCUUUGUUGGGGAAGAAAUUGCCGAAAGCUUUUUCGCAUAUUAAGGGUUUGAAGGACAUGAUCGCGAUUCAGCUUUCGCCGAUUCCUGGGUUGGAAUUGGAUGGUGGUGAUGGUGUGAUUGAUGGGACAAGGUUUCAAUGUCCAAUUUCGGGUUUGGAGUUUCAUGGGAAGUACAAGUUUUUCGCUUUGAGGACUUGUGGGCAUGUGUUGAGUGCCAAGGCUUUGAAGGAGGUUAAGUCCUCGGCUUGUCUUGUUUGCCAUAAAGAGUUUUCGGAGAGCGAUAGGAUUGUGAUUAAUGGGUCUGAGGAAGAAGUGGCUGUUUUGAGAGAGAGGAUGGAGGAGGAAAAGGCGAAAUUGAGGGAGAAGAAAUCAAAGAAGGUGAAGAAUGGGGAAGUGGGUGUCAAUGGGGAGGUGGGUUUUUGUUUGGAUUCGUCACGAUUGAGUGGCACAAAGCAUGGCAUUGAUGUGAAGGAUUUGCCAAAGGACAAGGCCUUGGCAAAAGUGGAAGGAAAUGGGAAGGUUGCUAAUGGUGGGGUGGCUGUGAAGGGUGCAAGUAAUGGCUCGACAAAACGGUUCAAGGCGGGUGAUAUGGCACCGGCAAAUGCUACUAAGGAAGUGUAUGCAUCGAUUUUUACCUCGUCCAGGAAGUCUGAUUUUAAAGAGACAUAUAGUUGCAGAUCUCUCCCUCUUGGUAGAAACUGACUGAAGAUAUUGUGAGUUGAUCUCUUAAUGUUUGGCCUAGCCCUAUUAUGUAAUUGGCAGUUAGCAUUAACAAAGAAAAACAUAUGUUGUGUUUUUUAUAUUUUCAGUUGUUAUUGUUUGCUAAAAAAAAAUGAUGAUGCUUUAGCUGUGUAAAAUAUUGAUUCUGAUUGUUAACAAAACAUUGCUUUAUCAGGUUUGGUGCUUAUGUCAAUGUAUUUUUUUGCUUGGUUUA
This is a messenger RNA of Camellia sinensis, 1529 nucleotides long. Its product is annotated as RTF2 RING-finger protein. The record is from RefSeq and is a predicted model, not a curated record. Gene Ontology annotation, molecular function: protein binding. Gene Ontology annotation, cellular component: nucleus. Gene Ontology annotation, biological process: mitotic DNA replication termination. NCBI's taxonomy places the organism in Eukaryota, Viridiplantae, Streptophyta, Magnoliopsida, Ericales, Theaceae.